UGGACGGGUGGGUAGCAACAGUUGCCCCGGUGAGGACGAGGCGCCAUAGUCACGGUAGUCCUGGCGACAAGAACCAAGCAACGGGAAUCAACAACAACAACAACAAUUUAAACUAUUGAGGAAUUUUUUAAAAACCUCAACAAACAAAGAGCACGAAUUAGAAGUGAGCAGGGUUCCAGCGGCGCUCUCAAUGGCGACUCCAGGCUACACCGAGGAGCUCCAGUCCUCCCAGCCUCAAGGGGGCAGCGUGAACACGCCGAAAAGCGGCCAGCGAAAAGCCACUCCCACAGUCACACCCGCGUUCCUUGCUGACAUCCAGAGCUCAUCCGGCUCCUCCCCAUCACAGGCAGGCCUUUCCUCUAGAAUAACGCAGACCACACCUCCAGCGAUCCUCAAGAAGGCUGUUCUGGCCACGCCCACUCAGGUUACAGCGGCGGCAGCGCAGUACGCCGUGUCUGAGAUUCAGAGCUCCACCUCCGGGUCCAGCAACGGGCAAAACACACCACAGUAUAUAGUGGUGACUGUUUCAGAAGGAUCGAUCCAUUCGAGCGAUUCAGUGUCGGACUCCAGUCCUCCUCCCACCGUCCAGACAGGUGUGCCGACACACGUGGUGCAGACUGCACAGCAGAGGUCAGUAGUGCAGACCACAGCCAAGAGCGGCCAGCACGGAGUCAGCAACCUGCACAUCACUCCUGAGAUCUCUCAAGUAGGGCAUGUCUACUCCAGCCAGGUUCAGUAUGCGGACGGAGACGGCAACUACAACAACACGCCCAUCCGCUCCAGCACAUACCCGUUCACAGAGUCCUCCCUCUAUGACCAGGCCACGCCCUCUGGCCCGUACUACGAUGAUCCACCCACAACCGGGUCACAGGUCUCCACCCCCGUGACUUCGCAGCCGGUUUCCGUGACUACAGGAUUCUCUACAGGUGGUGGUAGUGGGGUGACUGUGGUAUCGGGGGCAUCUUCUUCAGGCGGGACUGGAGGCGGAGCUGGGGGUGGGGGUGGGGCUGGGAGUGUGGCCAGCGGAGGAGGGGCUGGGGGUUACGUGGUUCCAGGAAGCUACAUGAUGGGAAGCGGAGGCCAGAAUUACACGCAUAACAUACGCGCCUCGCCGGCUACUGUGCAAUGGCUGUUGGAUAACUAUGAGAAGGCGGAGGGUGUGAGUCUGCCGCGCUGCACGCUGUACUAUCACUACCUGCUGCACUGUCAGGAGGCCAAACUCGAGCCCGUCAACGCCGCCUCCUUCGGCAAACUCAUCCGCUCCAUGUUCGUUGGCUUGCGGACACGCCGACUCGGCACCAGAGGGAACUCGAAGUACCACUACUACGGCCUUCGGAUCAAGAGCAGCUCCCCCCUGCACCGACUCAUGGAGGACCAGCAACACCUGGCCAUGAGACAACAGCCCUUUUCGCAUAAGCACAGGAUAAGACCAGUGCAGAAGGUUGAGGGAAUGACCAAUGGGAUGGCGCUGGGGGUGGGGCAAGGGGCAGGCCAGGGGUUGGGACUGUUUGACAUCAGCUCUCAGAUCCAGCAAUAUCAGCAGUUUUUGGAUACGUCUCGCUCUCUGCCUGAGUUUCCCGAGAUCGAUCUCCAGGGAAAGGCCCUGCCCGAAGGGAUUCUUCCGGAAAAUAUCCGAGCCUUCCAGCAGCUCUAUCGGGAACACUGUGAGGCGAUAGUGGACGUGAUGGUGAACCUGCAGUUUCCUCUGGUCGAGACUCUGUGGAAAAGCUUCUGGAGAUUCAGUGAGGGCCAGACCAACGAAGCACUCGACCUUCACAGCGAAUCAGAGAAGCGACUGCCGAAAGCGUGCCUGGUUCUGCUGUGCCAGUACGAUCCGGUUCUGCAGUGGAGUCGCAACUGUGACAACACGCUCUACCAGACCCUCGUGGAGAUCCUCAUCCCUGAAGUCCUCACACCUAUACCCAGUGCCUUAACACAAGCCAUCCGUAACUGUGCCAAGAGUUUAGAGAACUGGCUCACCAGUGCCAUGAUGAACGUUCCGGAGGAGAUGGUCCGCAUUAAGGUGGUGUGUGCAGGAGCGUUUGCGCAGACGUUGCGCAGAUACACAUCUCUGAAUCACCUGGCUCAGGCGGCCAGAGCCGUACUGCAGAACUCGGCCCAGAUCACACAAAUGCUCAACGACCUGAACCGAGUGGACUUCAACAACGUACAGGAGCAGGCGUCGUGGGUGUGUGCGUGCGAGGAGCGCACGGUGCAGCGGAUCGAGCAGGACUUUAAGAUGACGCUGCAGCAGCAGAAGUCUCUGGAGCAGUGGGCCGUGUGGCUGGACAGCGUCGUCACACACGUCCUCAAACCCUACACGUCCAGCCCGUCCUUCACCAAAGCCGCCAAGCUCUUCCUGCUCAAGUGGAGCUUCUACAGCUCGAUGGUGAUCAGGGAUCUGACUCUGCGCAGUGCGGCCAGUUUCGGCUCGUUCCAUCUCAUCCGUCUGCUGUAUGAUGAGUACAUGUAUUACCUGGUGGAGCACAGAGUCGCCCAGGCCAAAGGAGAAACGCCCAUCGCUGUUAUGGGAGAAUUUGCCAACCUCGGCCGGAACGACAGCACAGCAGAUGCAGACAAAGAAGAGGAAGAGGAGGACGACGACGAGAGCGAUGAAGACCAGGUGUCUAUUCCGGUCGACUCGAAUGCAAUGGGGGAGGAGUCUCUGGAACCACCCACCAAAUUAGCCAGGACUGACCUGUUCAACAGCACGCACAACUAAUGCACACGAUUCAACACCACUUACGCUCACAUAGACCUGUUCAGAGAUUUUAGAUAUGAACGACACACACACACACACACACACACACACACGUAUAUAAAUAUACAUAGAGAUUUAAUCUUUGUGUUCUCUCCUCUCUUAGUGCCAUGCAGUUGUUUGCCUUAUUCAUUACUGCCUUUUGAGAGUACUGUUCGAUCAGCCAUAGUGCAUCAAUGUUUAAUGCCUUAAAUUAAUUUGCCUUAUAUACCGUAUACAUUACAGUCCAUUCGUGUGAUAGAAUUUAAAUGCAUAUGAAUACAUACUGCCACUUUAAAGUCUUUUUUUUUUUCCUUUUUAAUCAUGGAAUUUAGUUUUAUUUGUUUGCUGUUACAAUCUAAAAAAUCUGCACCAUGACAAUUCAAUACAAAUUUUUUUUUUUUUUACAAAUUUGUUAUUCCACGAAAUCGAGUCAUACACGAGCUGAUAGCGCUACAAGCCAUGUACGACGAGAUUGAGUGAAACUGUUUUCAGGGAUGCAAACGGGGCGCCUUUUGGCGGAUGCCGCCUUUUUCACGGCUGAAUCGCACAGAUCCGAUUUUUUU
Molecule: messenger RNA, 3303 nt
Organism: Neoarius graeffei (lesser salmon catfish)
Lineage: Eukaryota; Metazoa; Chordata; Actinopteri; Siluriformes; Ariidae
Gene: rfx1b
Product: regulatory factor X, 1b (influences HLA class II expression)
Exons: 18
Coding region: 191-2722 (843 amino acids)
Biological process (GO): regulation of transcription by RNA polymerase II
Cellular component (GO): nucleus
Molecular function (GO): DNA-binding transcription factor activity, RNA polymerase II-specific; RNA polymerase II cis-regulatory region sequence-specific DNA binding
Source: RefSeq, a predicted model, not a curated record